AUGCAUGCGUGAAGGCGCUAGGCGUGGCUACAAGGAUUGGGCACGUGAAGGGUACAGGUAUACGUGCAGGUAGGCCUAAAUUAAAAAUGGCUGAGGGUGGCUACGAUUAUAGUUUUGUUGAUAAACAUCUUCCCGAUGAAUUCAUAUGUGCCCUCUGCACAUUAGUUGCGCGUGAUCCACACCAAACAGACUGUUGCCACAAUAUCUUUUGUGAUACUUGUUUAAAGAAACUUCGUCGGUCGACAAGGCCAUCGAAACCCAACUGCCCUCUUUGUAGUCAGAAGAAGUUCGCCUCCUUCAAAGAUGGAAUCGUCAAUCGUAAAAUCAUCGGUCUUGAAGUUUACUGCAGUAACCGCGAGGAGGGUUGUGAUUGGCAGGGAACCAUCAACGAAACUGGUACCUCAAUAGGUAUUCAUCUGAACAAUUGCCCCUAUCAACUGGUACCUUGCACUGACGAGUGUGGAGAGGAGAUUAGGAGAAGUGCACUGGAGACGCACCUGGCAGACGACUGUACCAAACGAUUGGUUAACUGUAAGUAUUGCAACCGGAUAGGUCGAUAUCAACUGAUAACAAGCAGCAAUCAUCUCGACGAGUGUCCUGACCUCCCAGUCCAAUGCAACAAUGAAGGUUGCAAUGAAAAGAUACUGCGUCGCUCACUAGCAUCACACAAUGAGACCUGCCCUAAAGCUACCGUACCAUGUGAAUACAAUACUCUUGGAUGUAAUAAGAAAAUAAAGAGACAAGAACAAGAGAGACACAAUGAAAUGUCAAUACUUACACACCAACAUUUAACAAAGAACCAACUAGAAGAGAGAAUCAAAUCUUUUGGAAGAAAUUCGGAGGUGUUUAAAGUAAGCCAAUUUGGAAACAUUGAAACAUGGCAGAGUCCUGGCUUCUACACAUCACCCUUGUUCAAGUACAAGAUGUCUUUACUAGUGUUUCCUAAUGGGAAGGGUGCAGGUAAAGGUACUCACGUCUCUUGUUUCUUAUGUCUCGUGGCAGGAGAAUACGAUGAUAUAUUGGAGUGGCCAUUUCAAGGAGAAGGUACUGUAGAACUGCUGAAUCGAUUGGAGGAUAAGAAUCAUAAGAAAUGCACCAUAUCAUUUGAUGACACACUUCCAGAGAAGUAUAGGCAAAGAGCAAAGAAAGGUACAAGCACUAAUGGAUAUGGUAUUGACACAUUUGUAUCGCACAAAGAGCUGAAGUAUAAUGCAAUUGCUAAUCUGUCAUCCUCAUGGAUAAACUACCCGACAUAUUCAUCAUUUAUUUCUAUCGUGAAGGAGUCAUACAUGCAAUGGAGUCCUUGAAAAUCCUACCACUAAAAGCAAUGAUGACACCUAAGAAACAUGAUCAAGUUGGUAAGGCUGCUUCACCAUCUGGAGACUUGUCCUCAUCUCCUCCCAUUGGUGGCCCAUUGGCUAUGCUCCACCCCCUGCCCAACCCACCCCAGGCUCCUCUAACACAUGUAGUAUAUUAUGUACAUGUAUGUUUACUUCAACAUUGUAACUGUGUCAGAAAAUCAUGUACAGUACAUGUACUAUAAUACUACACAAAAAUGACUUGAAAAUUUGCCAUCUUUAUAACUUUUCCGAUGCAUACAGUAUGUACAUGUGUACAUGUUCUUAUGUUUUGUAGCAAGUUUGAGCUGAUUUUGAUUGAAAUUAGAUUUUCUACGAAUUGUUAAAGCUACUCAAAAAUUUUGUCAAA
Messenger RNA from Amphimedon queenslandica, 1707 nucleotides. Its product is annotated as TNF receptor-associated factor 3-like. Gene Ontology annotation, cellular component: plasma membrane signaling receptor complex. Gene Ontology annotation, molecular function: zinc ion binding; protein binding. The record is from RefSeq and is a predicted model, not a curated record. Gene Ontology annotation, biological process: regulation of apoptotic process; regulation of canonical NF-kappaB signal transduction; signal transduction. Bases 87 to 1307 code for a protein of 406 amino acids. The transcript is spliced from 2 exons. NCBI's taxonomy places the organism in Eukaryota, Metazoa, Porifera, Demospongiae, Haplosclerida, Niphatidae.